CAUUCGUGUAUUGACACCAUAACAACAUCCGUGUUUUGACACCAUAACAACAUCCGUAAUCACAAUGGAAGCAAAGCAAGGAGAGAUAUUUCAGUGUCUAAUUUUUGGGCAAAUUUGUAUGAGAGAUGAGAAAAUAAGAGAGAAAGAUGAAGGUGGUGGUUGUCGGAGGUAGCAUGGCCGGCCUGGCAUGUGCUCAUGCUCUUUUUUCAGCAGGCUGUAAGCAAGUGAUUGUCUUGGAGAAAGCUCGAACCUUAAAAUCUGCUGGAGCAGGGCUGGCCCUGGACUCCCAGACAUGCCAAGCUCUGGCUGAAUGGCAGCUCCAUCAACAACUCAUGGAUUCCACCCUUCCUCUCACCAUCGACCAGAAUCAAGCAACUGAAAGCAAGAGUAAAGCCACCCGAGUGCUUGCUAGAGAUGAGAAUUUCAAUUGCAGGGCUGCCCAUUGGAGUGAUUUGCACAAAUUGUUGUAUGAUAAGCUACCACGGGAUACAGUGCACUGGGGUCACGAGGUUGUUUCGUUUCGGCAGAGUGGGGAUGGAUUGGGUGUCACAGUUGAAGUGAAGAUGGCUCAGACAGAUCAAACAAUUGAGAUAGAUGGGGAUUUGCUGGUUGCUGCAGAUGGUUCCAUGUCUCUCAUUAGGAAGCAUUUUGUGCCUCACCAACACAGGAGGUAUUUAGGCUAUUGUGCAUGGCGAGGUGUCUUUGAUUAUUCCAAGAAUGAUUCACCUGAGAUGGUUGCUUCCAUUAAGAAAGUUUACCCUGAUCUUGGCAAAUGUUUGUAUUUUGAUCUUGCCAAGGGGAGUCAUUCUGUGUUUUACGAGUUGCAUGGUAAAAGGAUUAAUUGGCUUUGGUAUGUUAAUCAACCUGAACCUCAUAUGCAGAUGAACUCGUUAACUGCAAAAGUAGACAAGAUUGCCAUUGAAAAGAUGCAUGAAGAAGCCAGUGAGACAUGGGUACCAGAGUUAUCCGCUCUUAUAAAGGCCACCCCAGAACCAUUCAUAAAUGUUUUAUAUGAUCGAGAACCACUAAAGCAAUUUGUUUGGGGUCAUGUGGUGCUUGUGGGUGAUGCUGCACAUCCAACUUCCCCCCAUGGAGUCAGAAGCACAAACAUGUCAAUCAUGGAUGCAAGUGUUUUGGGUCAAUCAAUUGCAAAGUGGGGCUUUGACAAGAUUUCUACAGCAUUGGCUGAAUAUGAGUCUAUUCGGCUCCCUGUGACAUCACAACAAGUAUUGUACUCUCGACAUUUAGGUCUUCUGAAACAGGGUUUUCUGUUUGAUCCUCCACAUAGUUUUCCUUGGUUUGAGGCAGAUGCAGACCUAUGUGAGCAGCUGCUUCAAAGGAAUAUGCCUUUCUUCAAAUCACAUAGUUAGAUAGAAGAAAUAUUAAAUGAGGUUUUAUGGUUAGCAUUUGAAUUUUUUUCCAAAAUAAUAUAUGUUCAUUGUGUGCAGCUGGAAAUGUGUUAUUAGUAGCUUCCCUACAAUAUCAGAUCUAAGGGCCAUGUUGAUAACCAUUAUAAUCCUCUUGUAGAGGACGACUUUCUUUUGAGACAUUCAUGAAUUAAACUCAUGAAUAGACAUUUAUGC
Cryptomeria japonica (Japanese cedar) is the source of this 1583-nucleotide messenger RNA. RefSeq lists its product as uncharacterized. The record is from RefSeq and is a predicted model, not a curated record. Gene Ontology annotation, molecular function: FAD binding. Bases 147 to 1370 code for a protein of 407 amino acids. The transcript is spliced from 4 exons. Lineage: Eukaryota; Viridiplantae; Streptophyta; Pinopsida; Cupressales; Cupressaceae.